CUGAUUUCCAAACCCUUGGGCUUUGCCACGUCUCAUGAUCUUUCUAAAGCCCUCUCCCUCUCGGAACAACGCUUUUGGUUUCUCCUGCCCACUGCAGGUCGGGCGGCACCAGGCGACCAGUUUUGUAGCCCUCCUCCUUCCAACGUCCUUGUUGCCCCUCUGGUCACCGUUAAUUUAGCGACUGCAAGGUUAGAGAUUCGUUUUUGUGAAGAGACAAUAUGCCAUUGGGACUGAUACUAGGUGUAGGAAGGGCAAUGCGAAGAAAGCGCACAUCGUCCCUUGAAAUUCUGUCGUCAAAACGGGCCCCAAGGGAUUACUACAAGGGAAAAAAUUGCAAGUCAACUGGUUUCCAUACGCGCAAAGGGGGCUACGUUGUGAUGCCUGAGAAAUUGCCAAACUAUGUUGUCCCUGAUUUGACUGACUUCAAGCUCAAGCCAUAUGUAUCUCAAUGCCCAAUAGAAAUGAAAACUACUGAGGCCACUGAUGCGGUUAAAUAAGAAAAUGGAGUGAUAUUUGACAGUCAAUUGCUGCUGUAUGAACUCCAUGGUGUAGAUACUGCUGAAGUGCAUGAAAAAAUGACUUCUAGGUUUUACAAAACCCAAAUGACCUGCCCUUUUCUGAACUAUUUUGCAUCAAGCUUCUUAGAACUAUGAUCGACUAAACGGUGAAAGUUGUAACUGGGGGAGGGAGGAUCAAAAUUUCCCGGAUUUUGGUUCAUAACUGCGCAUGCCUGCUUCUGAACCCCCUGGAUUGGUUACUGGGGUCAUUCGAAGCAAUGUUUUUCCUUAUCAAUGUUCAAGUUUUAAAGUUUCUCCUUUGUUGAUUGGUUUGGAUAUUUGAGCUUUGCUCAUUCAAAAUAUCAACAGUUCAUAUUUGAUGUUUU
Messenger RNA from Malania oleifera, 883 nucleotides. RefSeq lists its product as uncharacterized. Lineage: Eukaryota; Viridiplantae; Streptophyta; Magnoliopsida; Santalales; Ximeniaceae. The transcript has 4 exons. Gene Ontology annotation, biological process: translation. Bases 219 to 497 code for a protein of 92 amino acids. Gene Ontology annotation, molecular function: structural constituent of ribosome. Gene Ontology annotation, cellular component: mitochondrial large ribosomal subunit. The record is from RefSeq and is a predicted model, not a curated record.